This is a messenger RNA of Capronia epimyces CBS 606.96, 1161 nucleotides long. RefSeq lists its product as uncharacterized. The transcript has a single exon. The record is from RefSeq and is a predicted model, not a curated record. NCBI's taxonomy places the organism in Eukaryota, Fungi, Ascomycota, Eurotiomycetes, Chaetothyriales, Herpotrichiellaceae. Gene Ontology annotation, biological process: polyketide metabolic process. Bases 1 to 1161 code for a protein of 386 amino acids.
AUGUCCUCUACCAGUGCCGCUGACGACCGAAGCGUCGCCUCAACACCAAAGGGGUCGGCCGCCGUACUCCAGGUGGAGCGGCGUGACUAUGUCGACCUGGUACCGACACAAAGGGAGCGAGUGCACUCAAUGGACGGCUUCGACGACGUUUACACAGACAUUGUCGACUACAUCGUGCGGUGUACCCACCGUAUCUGGGAUGAGCGAGACAUUGGACUGAUCUACACUCAUUACACCAACAACUGUGUCCUGUACAGCACCAUGGCCACGCUGUACGACCGCGAGUCGGUCGUGCGGGAUACCAUUCAGCGUCUCGUCACCUUCCCCGACCGGGCUGUGAUGGCGACCCAGGUGGUGUGGGAUGGUGACGACAAGGACGGUUUCUACACGUCGCACCUCGUGACCGGUACCACUCGGCAUACGCAGUCUGGCCAGUUUGGCCCCGCCACCGGCAAAACAGUCGUCAAUCGGGUCAUGGCCGACUGCAUGAUCUACCAGAACCGCAUCUACCGCGAAUGGGUCAUCGCCGACAACAUGGCCACCAUCAAGCAGCUUGGGCUCGACCCGACCCCCUUCGCCCGCGACGCCGCCCAGGAGCUGUUCGACAAGGGGCUCACCGCCGUCGACAUUGGCGACAACAGGCGGACGUUGGGUCAGGCGCCUCCCGUCGACGAGCCCGACACCUCCCUCGCCCACAACGACCUCGAGGUCGAAACGCUGUCGUGGCUACACCAUGUAUUCAACCGCCGCAUGUUUGGCCGCAUCGAGAAGGUCUACGCUCCCAACGCGCAGUACCAUGGCCCCAAAAUGGUCGAGCUAUACGGCCCGGCCGCCGUCAUGCAUCAGCACCUCAGUCUCCUCGGCUCCAUCCCCGAUGCCGUGUACAUGCCUCAGCAUAUCUGCUCCACCCCCUGCGAGGAAGGCGGCGUCAAGGUGGCUGUCCGGUGGGUCAUGGAGGGUCAUCACCUGGGUUAUGGUAUUCUGUCCGAGCUCGGCAAACCUACGGGUCAGCGACUGCAGAUCCUAGGCGUAUCGCACUAUCACUAUAAGAACGGCCGGAUUGUCGAUGAGUGGAACGUGUACGACGAGCUCUCUUUGCUCAUGCAGAUAGAGCUCGGCAAGAUGGUUGCGGCCGCCGAGAGGAAUGGUAGUGCCGUGUAA